This is a messenger RNA of Saprolegnia parasitica CBS 223.65, 534 nucleotides long. RefSeq lists its product as hypothetical. The record is from RefSeq and is a predicted model, not a curated record. The transcript has 4 exons. Bases 1 to 534 code for a protein of 177 amino acids. Gene Ontology annotation, molecular function: protein binding. Lineage: Eukaryota; Oomycota; Saprolegniomycetes; Saprolegniales; Saprolegniaceae.
AUGAAGACAACGUCGUCCGCGUCCGGGACGUGCCGACGGCGUCGGUGGCCAUGCACUUACCUGGCCAUGCCCAAGACCUUCUCUCGGUACGUGAUGCAAUACCACGCGACAGAGCCCCACUUGCUCCUCUCGUCGGCCCACGACCGAACACUGCGCACGUGGGAUCUGCGCACCGGGUGCUGUACCAGCGUGAUCCAGCUGCCGUCGCCCGCCAUUUCCAUGUCGUGCCACCCCGUGUCCGGCUGUGUUGUGGCGUCGGCGCACGACGACGGCACCGUUGCUCUCUGGGACGUCCGGUCGCACCGACGCCCGACGCACUCGCAACGGCGUCUGACCACAUCGUCCGGGUGCCGCCCGAUCCUGUCGUUCUCGCCCCACGGCGCCUGGCUCCUCCUCGGCGGCUUUGACGGCUCGCUUCGGUCCGACUACACGGCAGCGGUGCGCGACAGUGUUGUGCAGGCGGUAUGGCACACGACGCUCCCGGCGUUCGUCACGUCCGGCGCCUCCAAGACCGUGAAGCUCUGGGCGCUGUAG